Messenger RNA from Puntigrus tetrazona (Sumatra barb), 1938 nucleotides. Its product is annotated as syntaxin-binding protein 1-like. Gene Ontology annotation, molecular function: syntaxin binding. Gene Ontology annotation, biological process: neurotransmitter secretion; vesicle-mediated transport; intracellular protein transport. Gene Ontology annotation, cellular component: secretory granule; plasma membrane. The record is from RefSeq and is a predicted model, not a curated record. Lineage: Eukaryota; Metazoa; Chordata; Actinopteri; Cypriniformes; Cyprinidae.
CAUGGCACCAAUUGGAUUAAAGGCGGUCGUUGGCGAAAAGAUUAUGAAUGAUGUCAUCAAGAAGGUGAAGAAAGGAGAGUGGAAGGCUUUGAUUGUGGACCAGCUCAGCAUGAGGAUGCUGUCCUCUUGCUGCAAAAUGACUGAUAUCAUGACAGAGGGCAUCACCAUUGUUGAAGACAUUAAUAAGCGAAGAGAGCCUCUCCCGUCACUGGAGGCCAUUUACCUGAUCACCCCGACUGAGAAGUCCGUGCAGACUCUCGUCAAUGACUUCAAAGAUCCCCAUUCAGCGAAAUAUAAAGCGGCUCAUGUGUUCUUCACUGACUCUUGCCCGGACCCCCUGUUUAAUGAUGUGGUGAAGAGCCGUGCCUCCAAAACCAUUAAAACCCUAACUGAGAUCAACAUCGCCUUCCUGCCCUAUGAGUCCCAGGUGUUCUCUUUGGACAACCCUGAUGCCUUCCAGAGUUUCUACAGCCCUCAUAAGACACAGCUGAAGAACCCUGUGAUGGAGCGGUUGGCAGAGCAGCUGGCAACGCUGUGUGCCACACUGAAGGAGUACCCUGCCGUCCGAUACCGAGGGGAGUAUAAAGAUAACGCCACUCUGGCUCAGUUGCUUCAGGACAAACUGGACGCCUACAAGGCAGAUGAUCCCACAAUGGGGGAGGGUCCAGACAAGGCUCGCUCUCAGCUCAUUAUUCUGGACCGAGGUUUCGACCCCGUCUCUCCUGUCCUGCACGAGCUCACCUUUCAGGCUAUGGCCUAUGACCUGCUGCCCAUCGAGAACGAUGUCUACAAGUACGAGACCAGUGGAAUAGGAGACUCUCGUGAGAAGGAAGUGCUGCUGCAUGAAGACGAUGACCUCUGGGUGGCACUACGGCACAAACAUAUUGCUGAGGUCUCACAGGAGGUGACACGUUCCCUGAAGGAGUUUUCUGCUAGUAAACGGAUGAAUACUGGAGAGAAGACCACCAUGAGGGAUCUGUCUCAAAUGCUAAAGAAGAUGCCGCAGUACCAGAAAGAGCUCAGCAAGUACUCAACCCAUCUGCAGUUGGCCGAGGACUGCAUGAAGCACUACCAGGGAACCGUGGACAAGCUGUGCCGUGUAGAACAGGAUCUCGCUAUGGGAACAGACGCUGAGGGCGAAAAGAUUAAAGACCCCAUGAGGGCCAUCGUGCCAAUCUUGCUGGAUGCCAACGUCAGCACCUACGACAAGAUCCGCAUCAUCCUGCUCUACAUUUUCCUCAAGAACGGGAUCACAGAGGAGAACCUUAACAAGCUGAUUCAACACGCCCAGAUCCCUCCUGAGGACAGUGAGAUCAUCACCAAUAUGGCUCAUCUGGGCGUCCCAAUCAUCACGGAUUCUACUCUCCGCAGAGGCAAGAAGCUGGAUCGUAAGGAGCGUGUGAGCGAGCAGACCUAUCAGCUUUCUCGCUGGACCCCACUCAUCAAGGACAUCAUAGAGGAUGCUAUCGAUGACAAGCUGGACACCAAACAUUAUCCAGACAUCUCAACACGCUCGUCCUCUUCCUUCAGCACUUCUGCAGUCAGUGCUCGAUAUGGCCACUGGCACAAGAACAAAACCCCUGGAGAGUACCGUACGGGCCCUCGCAUCAUGGUCUUCAUUAUUGGAGGCGCGUCCUUUAGCGAGAUGCGCUGUGCCUAUGAGGUCACACAGGCUAAUGGCAAAUGGGAGGCCAUCAUUGGUUCUACUCACACGCUCACCCCAACCAAAUUUCUAAUGGACCUGCGGCACCCCGACUUCCGAGAAUCCACUAGGGUGUCCUUUGAGGACCCUGACCCCUCAGACGAGUGAGAGAGAGAAAGAGGGAAGGGUGGGAGAGAGAAAUCACACUCUGACAAAGUUCGACCCAUAUCACCGGCCCCACCCAGCUUCUGGACGCUCUCAAGGCCAUGAACAAACCCGACGAGGAGCAGACAAGC